AUUAAUUCGCAUCAAAUUGGCUGCUAAAAGUGAUUGCAGAAUAGUUUUAUUAAACUCAAGCGAUAAAGUAAAAAUAUUUAGUGACGUUUUUGUGGAAAUUCGGGGAAAACUUUCAGCAAAUAGCUUCCUCGUAUAGUAGCUAAGUCUUCACAAGACUACUAAAAUUCUUCCCUGAGGAAUAUGCAAAGCAUGGAUUUAUAUUUGGCGGAAUAUGCUAAAAGCAGCAAGGCCAAGUGCCGGAGCUGCAGGAAGAAGAUUAAGGAGGGCAGCCUGAGAAUGGCGGAAAUGGUCCAGUCAGCCUUCCGUGACGCAAAAGAACCAAACUGGUACCAUCCAACAUGCUUCUUCAAGGAGAAAUCACCAGCCUCCGAGAGCGAUAUCUCCGGCUUCGGGAGCCUCCUAAUAAAAGAUCAGAACUACAUAUUCGAUGAAAUCGCAAAACUUACUCAGCGUGUGCCGUUACAGCAGGACCCAUUAAAAUAUUUUUGUGUGGAAUACUCCAAGUCAUCGCAGGCCAUGUGUAAAGGAUGCAAAACCAGGAUUGCAAAGGCGGUACCCCGCAUCAAGAAAAUUGAGAGAGGCAACGCAUUGUGGUACCAUGUGGACUGCUUUGAAAAAAAUCGUGAGACAUUGAAGUUCUUCACAUCAGGGGAGCAAAUAUCUGGCUUCAAAUCGCUGUCUAAAGAGGAUAUGGCCCUGAUUACGAAGGCUCUUCCAGCAAUGAAGGGAUAUGAAGUCGUACCUGUGGACGAAAGCAAAAAGAGUCUGCAAGAGACACUGCAAAAACAAAAUGAGAAAUUUUUUCAACUCAUUGAUAUAUUAAAGGAGUCAUCCAUUAAUAAAAAUGAACUUGAAGAAAUUUUGACUUUCAAUAAGCAGGACAGGCAAACGGGAAAAGAUGCUUCACUGAAUCUUGUGUGCGACAUCCUAACCUUCGGAGCCCUUGCAAGGUGCGCUGAAUGCAAUGGACAACUGGUGUUUUGUGACACGGGAUAUAAGUGCACAGGACAUCUCUCGGAAUGGCAAAGGUGUCAACACUUUGAGGAACAUCCACCGAGGUUUAAAGCAGAAAUUCCCAUCCACAUUGCAGUCAACUACAACCUGCAGAACUUUGUGACAAAAGUGGAGGAUCGCGUUGUCUGCAAUACAUCAGCUCAAGCAAUAGCAAAUGAUGAGGCUGUUGGGCAAGAAGCUGCUCAUGAAGCCGUUCAUAUUGAACAGCUGAUGAAUAUGUCAGCGAUUGAUCCGGCUUUGAAACUGCAGCAUGUGUCACGCGUGUAUAAGGAAAAUGGAAAGUAUUGGGCAUGUGUACUCACCAAAAUUGAUGUGAACACAAAACAAAACUCCUAUUAUAAAUUCCAACUCCUGGAGGGUGAUAAUCCCGAGCAAUAUUGUUUGUUCCGUGCAUGGGGCCGCAUCGGGACUACAAUUGGCUAUAAAAAAACGUCCUUCUACGCAAAUCUUGAGACUGCCAAGGAGAAGUUCCAGGCGAGAUAUCUCAGCAUGACUGGAAAUAAUUGGGGCAUGAGAGAUACUUUUGUAAAGUACGCCGGAAAGUACUACGAAAUGGAUAUUGAAUGUGAUGACAGCAACACAGACAAACUGUCCAUGGAGUCUACUAUUCCAUCAAAGUUAAAGCCUCAAGUCCAAAAUUUAUUAAAACUUAUAUUUGACAUUGAUUGAAUGAAAAACGUCAUGUCUAAAUAUGAGCUGGAUAUCCAUAAAAUGUCCUUGAGUAAAUUGAGCGAGCACCAAAUUCGUUCAGCCUAUGGUAGCCUUAGGGAACUAUCGAGGCUCAUUGAAGGAGGUGGAAGCACCGGACGAUUUACUGAAGCCGCGAAUCGCUUUUUCACGCUCAUCCCACAUAAUUUCAGCACCCGAGGCCAACCCCUGUUGCAUACAGAGGAGGAGGUCAAUGGGAAAAUCGAGAUGCUGAAUACAUUGCUAAAAAUCAAGUGGGCCUACAAUUUUCUCAAGACCAACUCGGUACCUGACAUGAACGUUUUUGACAACAUUUAUGAGCAACUCAACAUAGAUGUCGAAGUACUCGAAAAAACAUCGGACGAGUUCCUUAUGCUGGCAAAGUACUUCAAAAACAGUCAUGGCACCGAGCACAUUUUGAAUGAAUUGGAGCUUGAGGAAAUCUUCAAGGUGAGGCGGAAUGGAGAAGACGCACGAUACGAACCUUUCAAGAAGUUGCACAAUCGUCGUCUGCUGUGGCACGGCACUAUGUUAGCAAACUAUGCUAGUAUCCUGUCAGACGGACUGAAAAUUGCACCACCCGAAGCUCUUGCCACAGGCUCCACGUACGGACGGGGGAUUUACUUCGCGGAUAUGGUCACAAAAGCAGCUAACUACUGCACAUUAUCUGUCAACCACAUGGGUCUGAUACUCUUGUGUGAAGUUGCGUUGGGUGAUAUGCAGGAUGUUGAUGGGCUAAAUGUGGUCAACGUUCCAGAAGUGAAAGACAGUUUGAGGGUCCGUGGAAGGUAUUUUCCGGAUCCUGUGCAGAGUUUUUUCCGUCCAGAUGGAGUUGAGGUACCUUUGGGACCUGUCCGUGGGGAUUUGGAGGUAGCCACAGGAACCCUCCACAACGAAUAUGU
Molecule: messenger RNA, 2603 nt
Organism: Lutzomyia longipalpis
Lineage: Eukaryota; Metazoa; Arthropoda; Insecta; Diptera; Psychodidae
Product: poly [ADP-ribose] polymerase-like
Exons: 7
Coding region: 181-1683 (500 amino acids)
Molecular function (GO): zinc ion binding; DNA binding
Source: RefSeq, a predicted model, not a curated record